Messenger RNA from Lucilia cuprina (Australian sheep blowfly), 5666 nucleotides. It is a transcript of the gene Ac3, whose product is annotated as adenylate cyclase type 3. The transcript is spliced from 20 exons. Gene Ontology annotation, molecular function: adenylate cyclase activity. Gene Ontology annotation, biological process: cAMP biosynthetic process; intracellular signal transduction; adenylate cyclase-activating G protein-coupled receptor signaling pathway. The record is from RefSeq and is a predicted model, not a curated record. Bases 1198 to 4677 code for a protein of 1159 amino acids. NCBI's taxonomy places the organism in Eukaryota, Metazoa, Arthropoda, Insecta, Diptera, Calliphoridae.
GUUUAUACCGGACAUAUGCAAGUAUCUUCCUAUACAACACAACCCGUCAUUCUAACCUCUCAAGGGAUUUACAGUUGUUUGGUAAAUAAUAGAUAACAGUUAAAAAGGUAAAUGGCAAUGACAUUUCUGUCAAAUCUCAACAAUUUGACACAUGUUAUUUGGCAACACAUUUCCAUCCAUAUGUAGCAGUUUAGCUUAUUUUUCUCUUGGGGCAGAGAAAAAAGCUUCAAACAAUAAAUGUAUGUCCUUAAAGCUUUACUUUUUGACUAUUUUAUCGGAAGGCUGUAUUCAAAGGAGCUUUUUUAGUCUUCUUCUGGCAAUAGCUUAGGAAACUAAUAAAAUAUGUACUCUAAUUAAAACGGACAACGAAAAGUAAAAAAAAAAAUCACACACAAAAAAUGAAUAAAAAAAUUUUAACAAAUAAUUAAAGUGGAAAAUUAAAAAAAAAAAUAUUUAUUAAAAUGCUCAAAGUAAAAGAAUUAAAGAGAUUUUCUUUAAAUUAACAAUUGAAUGAAAAGAAAGUCCUUGAGCAACAUUAAAUUGUAAAUAAUGUAUGGUUUUGUGCCAAAGUCAAAGCUCUCUUUUUUUGUUUGAAGUUGUUGUAAAUAAUCAUUAACAAUACAUACAACACAACAACAGCAAAAACAAUAACAAAAAUGACAUUAAACGUUAAAAAACAACAUGAGGCAGGAAACCGUUAUAACAGUAAUAACUUCUACACGCAGUGAGUGUUAGAGAGAGAUUAUACUAAAUGAGCACUAGCUUAAACAGUAAAAGAGCACAAAAAAUCUUCCUUUAAUUGAGUAAAAACUUCCUUAUAUUUGCUAGAAAAGCUUUUUAAUAAAAACAAAAAUAAACGCAUAAAUAAAAAAGCGCGCCUUAUUAAUAAACAUAACAGUUAUUCUCACACAAUAACUGUCAGUUAGUCGUAGUUUAACCGCUAUUCUUCUCAUCACACACAAAGUAAACUCCUUUAUUGUUGUUUGUUCUCAAAUUAACAGGAAAUUUCGUAAAACAAAAAUAAACAAUGCCGCAAAAUUGUAAAGAAAAAGGUUGUGAUUUAAAAUAAAAAAGGAUAACAAAAAGUGUAACACCAACAAAUUAGCAACAACAACAGUUAACCAAAAACCUUAACAGCAAUACUAAUACGUUUAACAACAAUUUACAACAUUUAAAAAUAAAAACGAAAAAAGCGUUAUGUCUGAAACAAAAUUAAACAAUUGCAAUAAUAUUGAAAAUGGUGUGUCGUCCUUAACUUCCAUCAAUAAAAUAAAAACUAAAGACGAAAAUAAUGAGUCCUCGGAAGGACCCACCGUUACAUUGCCCCACUCCGUUUUAAAUAAUUUAUUUACAACAUUUUAUGUCAAUCAAAGACGUGAAGCUCUUAAAUGGUUCCUCCUCGCAUAUCUGUGCUUUAGUAUUUAUACACUGGGCAUACCGGCGGAACAGUCGAUUCAGAAUAGAACAUGUUACAUUAUAUUCGAUAUAAUAGCAGUUAGCAGUUGGUUGCUUAUGUUUGCGGCCAGUAAAUAUGAGAGAUUCAAAUUAAAAAGGCCCUUUUAUAUAGCCAUCUUAAUAAGCAGUGCUCCAAUAGUUAUAUGGACAUGUUUUAUAUUACAUUUUAUAACAUAUUCAUUCGUCCAACAAGUACCAAUAUCCGCAAGAGAACUCUUGGGAUGGGCCAUUUUAUUUAAUUUUCUGGUACCAGUAAGUUUACCCGUUCCUUUAUACUACACUGGAUGUUUUAUGUGUUUUAUAACCUUUUUCGGUUAUUAUGCCCUCAUCUAUUUGUCGUCACGUGAUGAUCCCAUGUUCAACGAAAUGUUGCUGGCAAACAUGGUUUUGGUUUCGGCGGCUUUAAUUAUUGGUCUGUUGUACUAUGACAUGAAUGCUGCCAAACAAAGACGGGCAUUUUUGGAGGCCAAAAAAAGUCUAGAGGUGAAAAUGAUUAUCGAAGAUCAAUCAGCAGAACAAGAACGUUUGCUAUUGUCGGUAUUGCCAAAGCAUGUGGCCGAAAAAAUGCGUCAGGAUUUGGGUUCAACGAGUUCUGAACCCUUUAAAAAAAUCUACAUGAGUCGUCAUGAGAAUGUUAGUAUUUUAUAUGCAGAUAUAGUUGGGUUUACCGCCAUAUCAUCUACAUACAGUGCUCAGGACUUGGUUAAGAUGUUAAAUGAGUUAUUUGCCCGUUUUGAUAGAUUAGCAGAGAAAUAUCAACAACUACGUAUAAAAAUUCUAGGUGAUUGUUAUUAUUGCAUUAGUGGAGCACCAGACGAACGACCAGAUCAUGCUGUGCUUUGUGUACACAUGGGUUUGUCGAUGGUAAAGGCUAUAAAAUAUGUGCAGCAAAAGGCCAAUUCACCUGUUGACAUGCGAGUUGGUAUACAUACGGGUGCUGUUUUAGCCGGAAUAUUGGGACAACGUCAGUGGCAAUUUGAUGUAUAUUCAAAGGAUGUUGAAUUAGCUAAUAAAAUGGAAUCAAGCGGAAAGGCGGGUCGUGUUCAUAUAUCUGACAAAACUUUGGCGUAUUUAAGUGGAGAAUUUGAAGUGGAACCAGCAUAUGGAGAGAAACGUGAGGAAGCCUUACGUAUAGCUGGCCUCAAAACUUAUUUUAUAAAAAAAGUUCUGAAGCCUUUUGCCUCCCCCAAUGCCAAGAAAAUCAACGAAACACAGAACGGCAACAACGAUGACAAUGACGAUACUUUGGAUGAGGAACUAUUGGCUGAAAGUCAAGAGGAUAAAAUUAAUAAUACACAAGCGGAAACGGAAGAAGUUUGCGAUAAAGCCACCUUAUUUAAAGAGGAACUACGUAAUGUUUUACGAGAUCGUGACUAUUAUGCACACAUUGAUCAAGAUACCGAUUGUUUGUUGAAGUUUAAACUUAAAGAAUUUGAAGAAGACUAUACAGCCUAUCGGGAGCCUUUCUCUUCAUUACCACUUAUAUCUGCUUUAAUAGUACAAUCUAUGGAUAUUGUUUAUUCAUUUUUAAUAUUACCCAGAUCACCCUUACAUUUUGUUAAUAUAGCCGCCCCUUUAGUACCAAUAUUCAUGUUAGUUUUUAUAAGUAUAGCAGAAAGUUUUCCCAAAUAUUUGCCGGAUUUCUUUGUCAGCAUUAGUAAACGUUACAAUGAUUUUACUUGUGUAAGAGAACUGACCGCCAUUAUUAUUGUCCUUACCAUAGGCCUAAGUAAUGUAAUCGAUGAGUAUUUCUUUGUUGCCUAUAUAAAAUCUGAACAUAUUGUGAGUGAGAGUGUUUUUAAUAAAACCCAAAGUGAGGAAGAUUUUCUGGUGGCCGAACCCAUGAUUGAUGCUACACCCGAUCCUUUGGAUAAUGUUAUGUAUCCCUCCUAUUUAAGCAAUUUUUGUGUUUUAAUACUAAUUGCCACAACUGUAAUUGCACAGCUAACACAUUUUGUAAAAAUUCUCUUACUGACUCUAAUAACAGGUUUACACUGGUAUUUUAAUAUUUAUGUCCUUAACGAUUUAUAUGCAUUGGAAGAUGAUUUGGCCUUCAAUCCAAUUGUAUCAACCAGUCAUAUUAUGUCUGCUGCUUUGGUAUUUAUAACCGUAUCCUUGGCUUUUUGGGCCCGACAUAUGGAUCGUGAAGAUCGUGUCAUAUUUAAAUGGAAAUUAUUGGUUACCGAGCAAAAAGAACGGGCUGAUGAUAUGCGCAAACGUAAUGAGGCAUUAGUUUAUAAUGUUCUGCCCGUACAUGUAGCCGAACAUUUUAUGAAGAAUACAAAACGUUCCCAUGAUGAUCUCUACUCACAAAGUUAUGCAGAAGUGGGAGUAUUAUUUGCCAGCAUGCCAAAUUUUUCAGAUUUUUAUUCUGAGGAAACUGUUAAUAAUCAAGGUUUAGAAUGUUUACGAUUUCUCAAUGAAGUUAUAUCCGAUUUUGAUGCACUUUUGGAACUUCCACAAUUCCAGGAUAUUAUUAAGAUAAAAACUAUAGGUUCCACUUAUAUGGCAGCUAGUGGUAUUAAUUUAAAUCGUGAUAUUAAGCCAGGCGAUCCUAUAACCAAAAGAUGGGCCCAUUUGGCUUUAUUGGUGGAGUUUGCUUUAGAGUUAAAGAAGACAUUACAGGACAUAAAUGAACAGUCAUUUAAUCAUUUCGUUCUGAAAAUGGGAGUAAAUCAUGGACCCAUAACAGCAGGUGUUAUAGGUGCCAGAAAGCCACAUUAUGAUAUAUGGGGAAAUACGGUAAAUGUGGCGUCUAGAAUGGAAAGCACAGGAAAAGCAGGAGCUAUACAAGUCACUGAGGAAACGUGUAAUAUCUUACAAGAAUUUGGUUAUUCCUUUUUGCAAAGGGGUUUGGUGAGCGUCAAAGGAAAGGGACAAUUAAUGACCUAUUAUUUAAGAGGUAAGUCUGAUAAGAAAACAACUGAACAUCAAGUUGAGUAUAAUGCUAAUGAAACUGAUACUCCUGUAACUCCUAAUGCUGCUCCCAAUCGUACAGAUGAUAUACCCAUACAGCAGGGCAUGAUUGGCAAUAUUGUCAAUCCUACACUAGAGAGUGAAGUACAUCUUAAACUCGAUGAAACAGAUGCAGAUAUUAAAACUCCUCUAUUGAAUAUUAAAACAAAUGCCAACUCAAAGUCAGCCAGUCCAAUUAAGGAUUGUGCAAAUGGUGAAAUGACUACGGAAGAAGAUGCUUUAAUUACUACUGAAGAAACAAUGUAAAAUCUGUGACAAAUUUUAAAUUUUUAGCUCAUUAUAAUUAAUAAUUAAUGAAAACAAAACAAAAAAAAACAGCCUGCUAAGGCAGUUAACAUUCAAAUUAAAAGAAAAUUAUUAGCCAUAUGCAGAUUUAGAUAGUAGAUUAUUUAUUUUUUUCUUACUUUCUUUCUUUAUAUACUUUUCUAAUCAUGUAUGCAAACCAUUUUCUUAUACCUUUGCCUCUCCCUUUUUCUCAUAUAGUAGUUGAAUCCGUAACAGUAUUGCAUAUUAUUUUAUGUAUUUUCCGAAAUCGAAAAUUUUUAUAUAUAUAUUUUGUUUUUGAACAUUUUAUUGUUAUUUAGUUUUUAUUAAAACUUGGCCUAAGUUAACAAAGAAAACAAAAAAUCACUUGUUGUUUAACGAACAUAAAAAAUUAAAAAAAAGAAAAAUGAAUCUAUUAACUAAGUACCUAAAGUAUCAAUAUCUUAUUUUAAAAUCUUAAAUAUAAAUUAACAAAAUUUUUUUAGUGAAUUAAAUAUGUCUAAGAGAAUAUGUACAUUAUAAAAUAAAGAAAUCAUUUUAGUAGAACUCUUUCUCCUCUACACCAUUCUCACACAAAAACAAUUAUAAAAACGUCAAAAAAAGGAAAACACUAAAUCCCACCUAAAUCCAUGAUCUGACCAUAACAAAAAAGGGUAUAUAAAAAAUAAAGAAAAUAUUUCAGUACACACAGCGAAAAUUUGGAAAAUAUUUUAAAUUUAACAAAAAAUAACAAAAGCUCAUUUAAAUAUGGCGUUUACAUACAUAUAACAGUACACAUAUUCGAAUAUAAAUGUUGAAAACGAAAUUCAGUAGAAAUUAAGUCUUAACAAUAGUUACUUUCUCAACGAAUAAACUAUUUACAAAAAAAAAAAAAAAAAUACACACAUUUGCAUACAUAAAAACUAAUUUUGCUACAACAACAACAAAAAUAAUCCUGAAAUUUUUAAUAACCCUUUAACAUUUGCAUAUAC